AUGUUCAGUCGUCGUCAACUUCGUCGUAGUCUACUGUUUGUCUGUUCAUUAUCUAUUAUAAUCGUAGUUUGUUUAAUGGUAUUUCGCGAUAGUAUUUCACCAUCAAAAUUCUCAACGAUCGAUGAUAUCUUACACUCGCAGGAAGCAACAAAUGUACAUUCAAAUUAUAAACAUGAUGAUCAUUCCCACCAACGGUUUCCAUAUGUAACAAAAAGGAAUAGGCGUAGGUAUUCAUUCUUAAAGUUAAAUAAAACAUUUGUCGAUAUUAAACCACAUCAAACCAAAUUACCAUUAACAUUAGCACCAUCAUCUACUGUUGAUCAAUUCAAUAACCAAAAAUCACAAACACCAUUAUCGCACUAUAAAGUAGUGCAGCCAAAAGAACGACCUCGUCGUUUAAAACAACAAGAACUUGGUCGGCAAGAAGAUGAACAAGUUAACAAACGUCUGAUCAAUGUUGAUAUAUCUCAUCAAUCACAACUUCAACCAAAUCACUAUUCUAAAACGCAAUUUAAACAACCUGAAAGUGCAGUUGCAUCGUUCGAUACAUAUCGUUUACCAUUAAAAAAUGCUAAUAUUUUAAAUAUGACAAAUGUAGAACGUUUUGUUCAUCUUGAUUUGAAAGGUGCAGCACCUAAAAUCGAUUAUUUCAAACAAUUAUUUCCAUUAUUGAAAAAAUUGGGCGCUAGUGGACUUCUAAUUGAGUAUGAAGAUAUGUUUCCAUUUAAAGGAAAUUUGAAAUCAGUUGUACAUGGAAAACAUUAUACAGAAACAGAUAUCCAACAAUUAUUACAAGCAGCAAAAGAAAAUGAUUUAAAAAUAAUGCCACUAUUGCAAACUUAUGGACAUCUAGAAUAUGUAUUGAAAUUAAAAGAAUUUAUGCAUUUAAGAGAAGACAGACGAUAUCCACAAGUUAUCUCUCCAUGUUUACAAGAGUCAUACACUGUUCUAUUUGGUAAGUAUAAAUGCAUAUCAUGUCCAAUUUGA
Molecule: messenger RNA, 987 nt
Organism: Didymodactylos carnosus
Lineage: Eukaryota; Metazoa; Rotifera; Eurotatoria; Philodinida; Philodinidae
Source: the annotation of a GenBank genome assembly